Messenger RNA from Anarrhichthys ocellatus (wolf-eel), 10831 nucleotides. RefSeq names its product potassium voltage-gated channel, subfamily H (eag-related), member 1b (gene kcnh1b). The record is from RefSeq and is a predicted model, not a curated record. Gene Ontology annotation, biological process: regulation of membrane potential; potassium ion transmembrane transport. Bases 3015 to 5864 code for a protein of 949 amino acids. Gene Ontology annotation, molecular function: delayed rectifier potassium channel activity. Gene Ontology annotation, cellular component: plasma membrane; voltage-gated potassium channel complex. The transcript is spliced from 10 exons. NCBI's taxonomy places the organism in Eukaryota, Metazoa, Chordata, Actinopteri, Perciformes, Anarhichadidae.
UAUAUAUAUAUGUAUGUAUAUAUGUAUAUAUAUAUAUGUCACACACACCAGCUCGCUAGAGUCUACUUACUGUAUUUAAAAGACAACAGCAGCUAUUUGACAAUUUAGUUUCUUGAAUCUCUAAUUCUAAAUCAGAGUUUCUCCAACUUUUCUGGCUUGUGACCAAAUAUUAUAUCCUAAAAUGUACACGCCAUGAUCCCAGCAGUCAGCAGAACAACAUUUCAUGUGAUCAUAAUAAAUAGCGAGAGCACAAACGAACAUGAAGUGGAAUCAACUCCUCUCUGACACAGCGUUAAUGAACUCUAAGAUGUUGUAAUGGACUUUAAUAGAUUAUACCGAUGAAGCUAAUACUGUUAUCUCAGCGUAACUGGUGAGAAAAAGGUUGCAAAUAGUUAGCUUAGCAUUCUGCUAACUGUGCAUCACUGAAAUGCUUCCCUGAUAUUGUAAGACACUCUUUAUGAUAAAGGUCCAUCUUCGUUAUUUUCGGUUGCCUUGCAGUGUAGGCAGCUGCUGUGAAUGCUGGAAGAGCACAUUUUUGUUUUUCCUGCAGGAUAGUUACAGGCAUCCAAAGGAUUACACGCCCUCAGUUUCUCUUUACUAUCCACGCUCGGUUUCUCUCUCAGGCGUGAAAUUGUCUGGACGUUGAGUCAGCGAGUAGGGGUCAGCCAAUCUGUUCCCGUUGGUUAAUGUUCAUUUUCACAAGUAGCACAGAGACGUAUUCAGAGAAACUUAUAUUUAUUCAGCUAUUGUUAAGAAACGUGCUCGCCAGCGUUAGCUAACGUGUACAGAGAGUUAUUCCGCUCCACAACAAUGCGUCAUCAUGUGUUAACGAGCACAAAAGAGGUUCAAUACCUGCAGAACAAAGGACACUCCCAUCAGCUGUGCUUGCUACUUGUUAGCAUGCAUGCUAAUAGUAACAUAGUAAACAUCAGUAUGUUAUUAGCAGUGUCACUGUGAUCAUAGUGGCAUGCUGGUGUUAGCAUUUAGCUCAAAACAGACUUUUAAUGUGUUUAUAUCCUGAAGACACACACACACACACACACACACACACACACAAUGGAAGUAUAGAGACAUUUAUCUCCGUCAAACACAUUUGUCCUGUUAAUCUCAUGCAGUUAAAUGAGCAGCAGCUCACGGCUGUUGGGUUAGCCUCAGUCAGGCUGCAGUGUAAUUCGGUGUAAUGAUAAACUACGGCUGAACAAGCCAUUAGCAUAACAUUCUGCCCAAUUCAUCCCAAUUAAUGAAACUAAAGGAUGCGGUCAAGGGUUAAACUCUGGAGAGCUGCCAGUGGCCCCGCGAUGCUGCCGUGUUCAUCACACCACACAAUAGGGAACAAUUGUCCUCAUGGUGGCGCUAGAGGGAAGGUGAGGACACGUUUUAAUUCAUGUGUUCAUUUAUCGCUUCACAGACUUAAAUCUCAGCUCCUCGUGGGGGUUUUGGGCUGACUGACAUUUUUGUUUCGUGUUAAGGACACUCAAUAAGUCACUAUUUUUGGUAAUACACAGGAUUAUGUUGUAAUAAUUAAAUAUUUAAUCAAAAUGAAUAAAUACACAAGAUAAUUAGUUAAUACAAUUCAUAAUUCUGUCAUAUUUGUCAUUGUUGUCAUACAUCAUCACAGAGUUCAGUGUGAGUGACAUCAGUUCGUUGUGACUGUGUCAUGUGUGUGUCUCUCAUCCUGAAAACAAAUCUCCAUCCUGAACUUUGUGACAUUAACUCCUCAUGUAUUUUGCAUUGGAGCAGUCGUGUAGUUAAAGUCCUUUGGGGGGGUUUUUUGGGAGCACGUUACAGCCUGCAGGCUGCACAGCAAACAUUAUCUUCUCCUCUGCAGGGAUUCAACUCAAGCCUUUGUUUAAAAAAUGAACGAGAAAGUGUGAAAUAUUUACGAAGUCAUUUCUAAAAGUGGAAGUCUUAGAGUGGAAACUGGGGAAAAACACUGAUACACAGGAAACAGUUUAGUUCAUAACAUUCAUAACAGCUGCUCGACACAUACAGCAUAUAUAUCAGCUUCAGUUAUAUUAUUAAAAUAGUUUACAUCCAAUUCAUUUGGCAGUAACUGUCAUUGACAGUAGCUUUGGACAAAACGGCAGUGAAACGGGUAAAGAGAGCCGCACACUCGUCCUCAUAAUUCUGUGAAAUGUGAAAAUAACGGUAACGUUUGAAUUUAAUUCAAGGAAUAAGUCAACAAGAUUAUGAACAACAAUGACAAUUUUGCUGAUGUCUACUGUGUACCAAAAACACUCUUAAGUUCAAUAUCAGCGCUAGCACACUGUUUUAAAGAGGUCAACAAAAGCACGCACACACACACACACACUGAGAUAAACCUUCCUGUGUCGCUGUAAACUAGUGUGUGUGUGAGUUGCUGCUGGUGGGCUGUGAUUGGCCGUUAGUUGUUUGUUCUGUUGUUGUCUGAACUGAAUAUUAAUAACAAAAUGCAGUAAAUAUUGUAAACUUCAGUCAGUACAACUCGUGGUUGACACAUGAUCAGCUACAUCACAGGUGGAUGGGUGGAUGAAUAAAAAGAUAAAUACAUGAUGAUAUUUAUCUGUGUUAGGGCUGCAUGAUUAUGGCUUAAAUGACAAUUAUGAUUUGCUUUAUAUUAAGGACACGAUUAUUAAUCCCAAUUAUUCAUUAGUCUAAGUCUAAAUCAUUAUUAAUUAAUUAGACAAUCGACAUGUAGAGCUGCGAAAAUUUGUCUGUCACCAGUUAAUUAAUUGGCAACAAUUUUACAAUAAUCGAGCAAUAUUUCAAUUUAUUUAAAGCAGAAAUUCACUGGUUUUCUUACUGUUCUGUGACACUAAACUGCUCGUGUUUAUUGGACAUAACAAGACAUUGUAAAAUGUCACCGAGGACUCUGGGAAGCUGUGAUCUUGUAUUUAAAUACAUUUCUACGGACCGAAUGAUUAAUUGAGAAAAUAAUCGUCAGACUAACGGAUAAUAAAGAUAAUUGUUAGCAGCCAUAAUCGCCUGUGCAGCCCUACCAUGUGUAUAAAACAUGGUUAUGAAACGUGUCUGUCAUGGAACGCUCUGAACUGGGACACAUUGUAACCUGUAACUGGUUUCCGCGGUCAGACACAAACUUCGUGCUGGGGAACGCUCAGAUCGUGGACUGGCCGAUCGUCUACAGCAACGACGGCUUCUGCAAACUGUCGGGUUACCAUCGAGCCGAGGUGAUGCAGAAGAGCAGCACCUGCAGCUUCAUGUACGGAGAGCUGACGGAUAAAGACAUGACUGAGAAGGUUCGGCAGACCUUUGAGAACUACGAGAUGAACUCUUUUGAGAUUCUGAUGUACAAGAAAAACCGGAUGCCAGUUUGGUUUUUCGUGAAGAUCGCUCCAAUCAGGAACGAGCAGGACAAAGUGGUCCUGUUUCUCUGCACCUUCAGUGACAUCACCGCCUUCAAGCAGCCAAUCGAGGACGACUCUGUAAAAGGUUGGGGUAAAUUUGCCCGUCUGACUCGAGCGUUAACCAGCAGUCGAGGAGUUCUUCAGCAGCUCGCUCCAGCCGUCCAAAAAGGAGAGAACGUCCACAAACACUCACGGCUGGCAGAGGUUCUCCAGCUGGGUUCAGACAUCUUGCCUCAGUACAAACAGGAAACCCCGAAGACGCCACCGCACAUCAUCCUGCACUACUGCCUCUUCAAGACCACGUGGGACUGGGUCAUCCUCAUCCUCACCUUCUACACCGCCAUCAUGGUGCCCUACAACGUCUCCUUCAAGACCAAGCAGAACAACGUCACGUGGCUGGUGGUGGACAGCAUCGUGGACGUCAUCUUCCUCGUCGACAUCGUCCUCAACUUCCACACCACCUUCGUCGGCCCGGCCGGGGAGGUGAUCUCCGACCCGAAACUCAUCCGCAUGAACUACGUCAAGACCUGGUUUGUCAUCGACCUGCUGUCCUGCCUGCCUUAUGAUGUCAUCAACGCCUUCGAAAACGUCGACGAGGGGAUCAGCAGUCUCUUCAGCUCCCUUAAAGUGGUCCGUCUGCUGCGCUUGGGUCGCGUCGCCAGGAAGCUGGACCACUACAUCGAGUACGGUGCCGCCGUACUGGUGUUACUGGUGUGUGUGUUCGGCCUGGCGGCCCAUUGGCUGGCCUGCAUCUGGUUCAGCAUCGGAGACUACGAGGUGAUCGACGAGGACACCAACAGCGUGAGGACGGACAGCUGGCUGUUCCUGCUGGGAGAGACGGUGGGGACGCCGUACAGGUUCAACACCUCGGGAUUGGGCCGCUGGGAGGGGGGGCCCAGCAAGGACUCGGUCUACAUCACCUCGCUGUACUUCACCAUGACCAGCCUGACCAGCAUCGGCUUCGGCAACAUCGCGCCCAACACGGACGGAGAGAAGAUCUUCGCUGUGGCCAUGAUGAUGAUCGGAUCGCUGCUGUACGCAACCAUCUUCGGUAACGUCACCACAAUCUUCCAGCAGAUGUACGCCAACACCAACCGCUACCACGAGAUGCUCAACAGCGUGAGAGACUUCCUCAAACUCUACCAGGUCCCCAAAGGCCUCAGCGAGAGGGUGAUGGACUACAUCGUGUCCACCUGGUCCAUGUCCAGAGGCAUCGACACUGACAAGGUGCUGCAGAUUUGUCCGAAGGACAUGCGAGCGGAUAUCUGCGUCCACCUCAACAGGAAGGUGUUCAAGGAACACCCGGCGUUCCGGCUGGCCAGUGACGGCUGCUUGCGAGCCCUCGCCAUGGAGUUCCAGACCGUCCACAGUGCGCCGGGCGACCUCAUCUUCCACGCCGGAGAGAGCGUGGAUAGCCUCUGCUUCGUGGUGUCGGGGUCACUGGAGGUCAUCCAGGACGAAGAGGUGGUGGCCAUUUUAGGUAAAGGUGACGUGUUCGGCGACGUGUUCUGGAAGGAGAUGACGCUGGCGCAGUCCUGCGCCAACGUGCGAGCGUUGACGUACUGCGACCUCCACAUCAUCAAACGAGACGCGCUGCAGAAAGUCCUGGAGUUUUACUCCGCCUUCGCAAACCACUUCGCCAGGAACCUGGUGCUCACCUACAACCUGAGGAAGAGGAUCGUCUUCCGGAAGAUCAGUGAUGUGAAACGUGAGGAAGAGGAGAUGUUGAAGCGGAAGAAUGAGGCUCCUCUGAACCUUCCUCCGGAUCAUCCGGUCCGACGACUCUUCCAGCGUUUCCGGCAGCAGAGGGAGGCCCGGCUCGCCACUGAGCAGGUCAUACAAAGCGCCGGUGAUGUGGAGAAAGGUGUCGUUCCCCUGGAGCCGCCCAGAGGUCCAAAGAUCCUGGCCUCCACCAGUAUAGUUAUGGUGACGGAGAGCCCAGCCACACCCACCACCUCCACCACCACAACCUCUUCAUCCAAGACCUCCAGCCGAGUCAUGCUCCACGCUCCGGCCACCCAAAAUGGAAACCUGAUCGACUGCAAAUCCGCAGAGCCGGCCAAAGCUAAAGGCUGGGGACGAUUCAAGGAGUCGGUCAUGAAGGCCGAGUCGUGGAGCAGCGUCUCCAAGGCCGAGUCCAUGGAGACGCUGCCCGAUAGAACUAAGUCUCAGGAUGAGAUGUCCCUCAAGAAAACAGACUCCUGUGACAGUGGCAUCACAAAGAGCGACCUCCGCUUGGACAACGUCGACGACACCAGAACGCCGCUGGAGCAGAGCCCGAUCCAGUCGGACAAGAAGACGGUCUUCUGUCCGAUAACGGAGCAGAGCAUGCAGGCCUCUUUCCUGCAGAUGAAGCAGGAAUUGAAAGGAGACAUCCGAUCGUUGGACGGUCGCAUGGCAGCACUGGAGUCUCAGUUGGCUGAGAUGCUGCGACUUCUCAAAUCCAGGAAGUCGUCGGGCUCCUUCUUUGAGAUCUCGCGGCCUCCUUCCCCCAAUUCCGAUAAAGACAGCUUCUCCUAAACUGGACCUCAGGGUCCUCGGGAAUGAAACUGGAGCCUGUUGAGCCUCCAGAUGCCAGAUGAGCUGCUGACUGCAGAGUGAAGCUUUGGUUGACGACGAUAUUACGCAAAAGCACUUUGUAACGUCGGUAGCAUCGCUCUGCAAGACGUUACAGACUGAAAUGAUGCAGCACUGAAAUGAUGAUAAGGCUGAUUUUUACUUUGAUCACAGACUGUAGAAAGAGUCAUGACAGUCAUGAUGGCACCUUUGGUCCUCAAGAGGGUUUAGACCUUCAUAUAAUUUUGGCAAUAAUAAGACAUGGCUUUAACGUUGUUGUUUUGAACACUGUGAUGAAGGAACUCGCUUCCAAAGGUUCGUUUGGUGACUUUCACCCAUCUCAUGAGGUGUGGUCCACAAAGUCUGUUUCGCUGUUCAGAACCAUGAGAUACUGAAGGGUCCGCUCUCAUUGGCUGUCUGCACAUUUCAAGCAAAAGAAGGUUAACACACUUCAAAAAGAGAGGCUGUGAUUGAUCUCUGUGAUCGAAGUGAACAGAUUUAUUCCGAAUCUUGAAAAAAAUAUUACGGCGUCCAUGAUGUUACUACUUCAUGUAUUUUUUGGGUUGUUUUUUUUACUGAUGGAGCUGUUUGAGAAUGAACCGCUGCAUGAUGUCAUAUCAAAGCAAUGCGAUUGGUUGUUAAGAGCGCCAAUCAAAAUUCCGUGUAAGUGAGAAGCUGCUGAAGUCGUUAAAGGUUCAGUGUGGAUCAGACGUUCAGCUGGUGUUCAAUGGUUUGGUUUGGUGAUUCGGUUCGGUGGGAUUUCUUAAAGAGAAGACUGUCCCCCACCUCAUGCAGACUAUAAACACUGUACAGAUUUCAGCAAGAAGUCUUUGAUGUUUUGGGACCGGUAGCGUUUUUUUAAUCCAGAAUGAAUGUGAAAGAUUUGAUGCAUCACGGUGACAAUGAGGCUCUAAAUGUGUUUUAAUUCCCGCACAGAGCCGGACAUUAGUCUGGAUGUUUGGGUUUUUUUUUUUUUUAUUUAAAAAUAAAUCAGUGUACCUAUGCAUGUUUCCAUGUUGAUCAGCUCUGAAUGGAGCUCACAGGUUUAACACAUCCAAAGUCAAACGGGACAGUAAUCUGAUUUAUUCAGUGUUAAAGAUGACACAUCUGUGAUGGUAAUAAUUCUGAUAUAUGUGGCUGCUUGACUGCAUCUGAAUUCAAGUGGAAUAUGUUUUAACUCAUUGUACGUCUACGCUUUCAUUUAAUCAGACAUCAUGCAGACCGGUCAGUAAACGUCUCGGGUGAAGAGAAGCACUCUCGAGGAACCACUACGACGUGCGAAGCUGAGCAGACACUGUGUGUUUUUAUUGAUCUUGUACAUUAUGUUAACUCGUUUUUAUGGCACUUUUAUACUCGCACUGUACGGCUCAAUCGCCCGGCUCACACUGAACGCAAACAUUCAGUGACGGAGCUAACUCAGCUUCCCUCCUCAGUCUCAGUGACCCUCAUCUGAACACUUGUGUCACUUUCCAGCCCUGAAAGCUGCAGCCUGUCCUCUGUUUGUUUUUUAACAUUUCAUUUAAAGAGCUGUAUUUAACAUUCUGAAGAUUUAAAGAGCGGCAAACAGCAAUUUGCUUUGUAAAGAUACAGUGGAGUAAUAUCUACCUGAGCAGAGGCUGAAGUCACUCUCCCUCUGUGUUUGUUGUUAUCCGAGCUUCUCCUUGCUUUGUUGACACAUGGCUGCACGUGCUUUUUGUGCAUGUGAGCGCUCCCCAUUGUUUAGCUCACGGCCGGCGCUCUGCACCGCUCUGAUACGGAGGUUACAGCUGAUAACGCCGUUGUGGAAGCGUAGCACCCACCCUCCGGUUACCUCUGAAUGAAACACUGUUUGCUCUGUCGCCAUGUUGAGGGCCGUUUAGAGGCAACCGACAGGCUCCCGAUCUCGUGUCUUGCACCUUUAAAGCUACACCCUCUGAUUUUUACCCAAUAACACCCCAAAUGUUAAAAGUGGUGACUUCAGUUUGACGUCGAAUUGAAGCUGCGUUAAAUUAUAUUUGACCACUACGGGGCAGAAAGACAAUUAGGUUGCGUCCAAAAUUCCAAUGCUAACAUGCUAUUUAGUACGCUAAAACAGUCAACAUGUCCGAAACCUUAGCAUGAAAACAAUAUUGCACAAAUUGCAAACUAUUUCGAGGAAAGCAUUUCAGUGUACAAAUACUGGACACUAUGGCGGCAAUAAUAUCCCACAAUGCAAUGCUGUAAUGACAUCAACAGACAAUGGCAGACAGCGCUGUAAAGUCUACUUGGUUUGAAGGGUGUAGAAAGAAAUUCUGUCGGGUCAUUGGCACCAGACUUGUAGGUUAGAUGUUAGGCUCAGCGACAACUUGUUGCAAACAAUCCAGGUUGGCGUGUUUCUACCCCUGGACGGACUCCACACAACAGCGACGGCAGCGAUCAUCUGUUACCGUUUGUUCACUCUGGUUGUCAAAUGUACCGACAACCACGCGUUUGUUGCCGAGCAAACUGUAACGGAGCGGACGUGAUGUCCUGUUUGGUUGGAGGUCACGACAGCCAAUAGACUCCGUCCGUUUUCUCUUCAUGCCUCGCCAGUUCUUCAUGUCUUCAUCUGUGCCUCCAUCAAAGUUCCAGCAAAGGAAACCGUAAUAACUUUUUAUAUGCAGCCUUUUCUUUGUGAAAAACUCUCUGUCGCCGUACUCUGGUCAGCUGUCCGGGUUUACAUCCAACGAGCCUCGUCAGUCAUCAUGAUGACGUGUAAUCUGAAGGCUCGGGCACAUCGCAGUCUUUAACAAUAAGAUUUCUGCGUUUGUGUGACUUCGUCCUUUGUGGUUGAUAGCUUCACCAUGCACACCUGCUGGUUACGCCCAUAUGAUGCCAGAGUCUGUAUGAACCUUUCUGUAGUUGUCUCUGUGGUCUCUCGCAGGUUUGUGAGGAAACGUGAAAAGCUGGAGUUUGGGUUUACUGCUCGUCCCCCGUCUUUGUCACCAACUGGAGACUAAAAGUCCAGAUUAUGAUUCAAAAAGAGUCGAGCUGAGACGAGAUGAGCCGCAACCAUCGUGGCCGAGUGUGAUAGGCUGAGACACCUGUCAAUCAAGGUAAAAACACCCCACAAACAUACCGAAAUCUGAAUAUUUCCUGAAUUGCACACUCAUUCUGACAACAGAUGAAUAGAUUAUCUCCUGAAAGAUGAAGUUGUGUAAAAAGACAUAUUUGCUGAGAGAAAUUGAGGUUUUGCACUUCACUAGAAUCAGUGUUUUCUUUAAGCUACAUCUAGUGGAUGUUAGUUGAACUGCGGCUUAGAUUUCGUCAUCGUACUACAAUGUGUCUGCGUGCGUCUGAAUGGACAAAUUUAUGAUCUCGUGAAUACGUCUCCCCAAACUAACAAAAGUAGCAUAAACGAUGACUAACGUGGUUAUUUGGAGUUUAACGGAUUCUCUAAGCUUCACCUUCAACACUGAGCUUUGGUUUUUACUGACUGAACAAUUCCUGACAUUAAAUUCAGAUUUUAGACCAAUCAGUUUGAAAAUAUGAAAUGUAUCUUGCUCUUUAAGUAUAAAGUUCUGCAGCUUUAAGUUGAGUAUCAUCUGCAAACAGAGUAAUAAACUAAAAGUAACCGUAUCUACACUCUGAGGCUUUAUUCCUACAAAGAGGAAAUGUCAUCAUUCAUCAUUAUGUCAUCACCUGAGAAGUUGUACUUUUGUCUUGACAUUGGUAUCUCAUCUGUCCUGUGUAGGUGUGAUUAUAAUAUAGUGUCCUAAUAUGCAAUUAUUGCUAUUUGUACUGAGAGACUAGUAGUUGUUUGUGGUACUGUGUGUAUCUCACGCCGUCCCAUGAGCACCGCCGGUAUCGGCACUGAUGCACUUUGGCCGUCUCUGCAUGACGCUGCUGUCUGAAACUUUUCUUUUUUUUUUUAUGAAAGAAAGAGCUGACUUUGCCUUUGCUAUUUAAAUUUCUUGGAGUAAGGAGGUUUCGUUCUCUUUAAACUUUAAUACCUUUCGCUGUGGGCCACAUGUAUGUAAUCACAAGUCUGUGCAUGAAGAGCGCCUCAAUGUUAAAAUGGUACAACGUCUUUAUCAAUGUCACAUGUGCACCGUUCUGGAAACUCGCAGCUUGGAGGAAACGCUUGAGGGGAAACUUACAGUAACCACAGAUACAGUAUAUAGUCUCAUUUCUGUUCUUCACUUAGUGACAGGAAUGAAAACUGUACUAGCACAAAGAGUAUUUCUAAGAAAAUUACAUCAAAUGUCAACAAUAAAUUAUUUCAUACUUUGUACUUUGUUCUCUUUGUUCCGUUUCAUUUAACGUCUGUUAUAAAAGAAGUAAGUUUAAUUAAUUAUUAUGUUUUAUUAGAGGGCCAUGUGUUUUGUUUAUAGGAAAGUUGCACUUAAGUACUGGAUACAAGUUGAGAUUUGUAGAGGUGAGUUGCUCACUUGGAGCUAUUGAGUCAGUUGAGUAAUCUGUUGCUACGGUUAGCUGCAGGUUAACAUACCGUGAGCUCUGAUUUGGUUCAACUACUUUUAAACGUCUACCUGCCAGCCAAUCAGAAACCAGCAUCAUUCAGUGAGUACAGAUUAUUCUGAAUAUAAAUCUACAAUACAAUCAUGAUUUUUCUUCAUCAGAACUCCUCGUUCACUCACAUCAACGAGAAUAUUCAGAUGAUAUUAGUGCUAUUGUUUUAUUACUAUUAUUGUAGUCCUCACAUAACUGCGCAUUCUUCUGGUCACAACUACACAUAAUAACGUUCAUACAUGCUCACACAGCAAUUUGAAAUAUCUAGUACUGCCACAAAUACAAUCAACUAAAAAUAAGCACAAAAUUGAAAUCAUAACCCCAGUGUGUUACAUCCGAUUGUUUUGUGUUCUUGUCUGUAUAUUUAGUUGCACCCGUCUGUCUGAUUUAUUACCUUUCUGUGUCCAACUACACUGAUACUGACAAAUAAAUGAAUACAGUGGUGAAAAAAAAUCAUAUUGAGA